GAGCGUGACGUCGCGGGCCAAAAUGGCGGCGGUGGUCGGAGUCUCCUUGAAGCGCAGUCUUGUCCCGGGAGUCGCUCUGCUUCCUGGGUUCUGGGUACAGGCCUGCCGAGGGGCCCAGACAGCAGCUGCUGCAGCUCCCCGCCUCAAGAAGUUUGCCAUCUACAGAUGGGACCCAGACAAGCCUGGAGAUAAGCCCCGAAUGCAGACUUAUGAAAUCGAUCUGAACAAAUGUGGCCCGAUGGUGUUGGAUGCCUUGAUCAAGAUUAAAAAUGAGAUGGACGCCACGCUGACCUUCCGAAGGUCAUGCCGAGAAGGCAUCUGUGGUUCCUGUGCAAUGAACAUUAAUGGGGGCAACACGCUGGCCUGCACCAGAAGAAUCGACUCCAACCUCAGCAAAGUCUCUAAAAUCUACCCUCUCCCCCACAUGUACGUGGUGAAGGAUCUUGUCCCGGAUCUGAAUAACUUCUAUGCACAGUAUAAAUCCAUUCAGCCUUACUUAAAGAAAAAGGAUGAAUCCCAGAGCGGCAAGGAGCAGUAUCUUCAGUCCAUAGAAGAUCGAGAGAAGCUGGACGGGCUCUACGAGUGCAUCCUCUGUGCCUGCUGCAGCACCAGCUGCCCCAGUUACUGGUGGAAUGGAGACAAAUACUUGGGACCCGCAGUCCUCAUGCAGGCCUAUCGCUGGAUGAUUGACUCCAGGGACGACUUCACAGAGGAGCGGCUGGCCCAGCUACAGGACCCGUUCUCUUUGUACCGAUGUCACACCAUCAUGAACUGUACCAGGACCUGCCCUAAGGGACUGAAUCCAGGAAAAGCAAUAGCUGAAAUCAAGAAGAUGAUGGCGACCUACAAAGAGAAGAAAGUGAGUGCUUAGCCAUCUCCAGCCUUGUCAUAAGUGGUAGCCCCCACAGGGCUGAGCCUAAUUGAUGUCUGAUUUGACCUGUUUUUCCAUGAAUGUUGCAUGUCCAAUGAGAACUUCAAGAGGUAAAUAAAGAACAUACUACUUUAUUAACAAAA
Messenger RNA from Vombatus ursinus (common wombat), 1014 nucleotides. RefSeq names its product succinate dehydrogenase complex iron sulfur subunit B (gene SDHB). Lineage: Eukaryota; Metazoa; Chordata; Mammalia; Diprotodontia; Vombatidae. The transcript is spliced from 8 exons. Gene Ontology annotation, cellular component: mitochondrial membrane. The record is from RefSeq and is a predicted model, not a curated record. Gene Ontology annotation, biological process: aerobic respiration; tricarboxylic acid cycle; respiratory electron transport chain. Gene Ontology annotation, molecular function: 2 iron, 2 sulfur cluster binding; electron transfer activity. Bases 23 to 871 code for a protein of 282 amino acids.